GCUUUUUUCUUUGUGCGCGUCGGUUGCUUCAUCUUUUUCGUGCCCUUCACGAUGUACAUCCUCGUGGGCAUAGUUGACACUCUGGUUAUCGAGCCCAAGCACUUUGGGUCAGAUAUGAAAGAAAUAAUAGAAGCUGAAUUAAACUCUCGCUUUUCUAAUAAAGUCGUCUUUAAAGUUGGGUUAUUCAUCUCCCUUUGGGACAUACUGAAGAUCGAGGAGAGUUUUAUUUCCCCCUCUGAUGGCUCAUAUAAUACAGUCGUUCAUUUUCGAUUUGUUGUCUUUCGGCCUUUUAUCGAUGAGGUCUUGUUAGGUACCGUCAAAAGUUGCAGUCGCGAGGGGGUAUCAGUAUCACUAUCAUUCUUCGAUGAUAUUCUCAUUCCGGCAGAUAAAAUGAGACAUCCUUCACGAUUCGAUUUUGAUUCUUCAUCGUGGAUAUGGCAAUAUUCUUAUGAAAAUGAGACGGCCGAUUUACCCAUUGAAAAGAAUGAUACAAUAAGGUUUAGAGUUGUGGACGAAAUAUGGACUGAUCCUAAUCCCGACGGAGGCCCCGCUAAUUUGGCUAGACAAAGCUCUGAUUCUGCAAUAAUUUCAGAUGCCUCGGGCAAAAUCGCGCCUUAUACAAUAAUUGCGUCAAUAGUGACUGAUGGCUUGGGACUCACAUGCUGGUGGAUAAAUUAA
Protopolystoma xenopodis is the source of this 678-nucleotide messenger RNA. NCBI's taxonomy places the organism in Eukaryota, Metazoa, Platyhelminthes, Monogenea, Polystomatidea, Polystomatidae. The record is from the annotation of a GenBank genome assembly.